This is a messenger RNA of Zygotorulaspora mrakii, 786 nucleotides long. RefSeq names its product high-affinity Cu transporter CTR3 (gene CTR3). Gene Ontology annotation, molecular function: copper ion transmembrane transporter activity. The transcript has a single exon. Gene Ontology annotation, biological process: copper ion transmembrane transport. NCBI's taxonomy places the organism in Eukaryota, Fungi, Ascomycota, Saccharomycetes, Saccharomycetales, Saccharomycetaceae. The record is from RefSeq and is a predicted model, not a curated record. Gene Ontology annotation, cellular component: membrane. The coding region runs from base 1 to 786 and encodes 261 amino acids.
AUGAGUACUGGACCCGAUUUAAUUCAAGGCUUCAAUAUGAUGUCAAUGGGAGGAAUGGGAAGCAUGGGUGGUUCAAAUAGCUCUAAUUCUACACAUAGCGCCAAUCAAUGUAAGAUAUCUAUGCUGUGGAAUUGGUACACAAUUGACACAUGUUUCAUCGCAAGAUCAUGGAGAUGUGACACAAAGGGAAAGUUCGCUGGCUCCUGCAUUGGUUGUUUUGCACUUGUUGUUGCUGCACAGUGGCUGAAUAGGGUUUCGCGCCAAUUUGACAUUGAAUUAGUCAAGAGACAUAAAAUGAAGUACCUCGGUGAUCAACUCAGUAAAAACGUGCUCUCUUCCGAUGAUGUUACCUCCGAAUUGAGCAACGAUCAAUUGCAUCAAAUCACAAAUGAAUCUGGUUUAAUGACUACGAUAAUCGCACUGCAAAAAACAUUAUCUCACACAUGGUAUUUCAAUUUUUGCGGAAGAAGAGAAACCAUCGAAGAUAAUGCUUUGGAGAAAUCAUUAUCCUGUUGUUCGGCCGCACCAUCUGUCCAAAUAUAUCCAAGCUUUUUGGAUCAUAUUGUGAGGGUUGGCGUUUUCGUAUUACAAUGGGGUCUUUCAUACAUUAUUAUGUUGCUAUUCAUGUACUAUAACGGUUACAUUAUAAUCAGUUGCAUAAUCGGAGCGUUCGUUGGCCGAUUCUUGUUCAACUACGAACCACUGGGUAUUUGCGGUGGUUCUAAUGGAAACAGCAGCCUGGUUGCUCACGAUCGUGAGGAAAAUGAUAGAAAAUGUUGCAUGUAA